Messenger RNA from Pyricularia oryzae 70-15, 1808 nucleotides. RefSeq lists its product as uncharacterized. The transcript has a single exon. NCBI's taxonomy places the organism in Eukaryota, Fungi, Ascomycota, Sordariomycetes, Magnaporthales, Pyriculariaceae. The coding region runs from base 502 to 1056 and encodes 184 amino acids. The record is from RefSeq and is a predicted model, not a curated record.
ACUCUCUUUUUUGCAAUCGCGCCGUCUUCACCGCCAUAAAAAGUUCUUUCUCUUGUCCGCUUUCUUUUGACCUGAUCUUUUUUGUAUUGUCAUCCUAUCGCCGAUAACGUGCAGCAUCUCGGCAUUUCUCAAAUCCGCCCCUCAACGUUACCACAUCAGACGAGACGUGCACUUCGGUUUUAGUCUGUGUGUCCGAGUGCCUGCCUCACGGCACCAAGGUUUGGUCCCUGGGAGUUGCGGUUGUGGUUGAAACCCAAUCCAAAAAAUCUCAGCUCUCGAUACUUUUCUCGACCCAAAGCUUGAAGAUUGAAUUUGACGGCGACGAAACACCUGCUUGCUGUGUCGCCAGGCUGUUCAACUUGAAUCAAGAUCCAACUCAAAAAAAAAAAGAACAUACCAGACGAAAACAGGAUUCCAGCCACGUGACUGGCCGCGUCACGCUGCAAUCACGUGUCUCCCCCCUUGGAGCCUUCCUAGGUAUCAACACACCAUCAAACAAAAAUGGUCGCCCAGAUGACGAUCGAGGUCUCGUACCCUCUCCCACCAGACCUCCCACCGUCCGCCGUUCUCGCCGCGCUGCACACGUCGUACGAGCCGCUGAUGAAGCCGCACCCGUUCCAAAAGGGCUUCAAGCGGCGCCCGCUCUCGGUCGACGAGGUGGUCGACGACCCUUUUUUCCGCGCCGACGGCCGCAAGCUCGAGUCGUACGAGGUGUCGGACCGCAUCCCCAUCCUGCCGGGUGUGCACAAGGACAUCACCGUCCCGGCCGUCUUCCAGAGCUUCGACGGCGGCGUCAGGUGCCGCGCCGACGCCCCCGGUGGCGUGCGCAUCUGGAGCGUCUACGAGCCGAGGAAGGCUGCUGCUGCCGGUGGCGAGUCGGGCGGUGCCGGGUUUGAGCUGCACGAGACUGCCGUCAUUGAGUGCAGUGCCAUCUUCAAGCGGUUCGUCGCAAAGAACUUUGAGACCUCGCAUCGCGAGAACCUCAAGGGCAUCGUGGGACUCCUCGCAGACAUGCACAGGCAGGGGGAGAAGCGGGGUGUUCUCACUGGCAUGUGAAAACUUUUUUUUCGCUUCUUUUUAUUGUUUUACAGUGUUCGUUUUCUCUUUUGGCUUGCCAGAGAGUGUCCGCGCCGGCGUGUUGGGUUUGAACUUGAGCAUUGUUAAUCCUGAUAUAGGCGUCGCAAGGAGUUUUGGAGUUUUCGGGGUUCUGUACGCAGAACAAAUGCUUCAUUUACCACUCUGUUACAUUGCCCUGUGGGCAUUCAUAAGCAUAAUGUAGCAUUUGUGUCUUUAGCCUACCUAGGCAACUUUGUUGGUUUCUUGGAAUCAUGUUAUUCAUGUUGUCUCGCACCAUUAAGGCCCCCUUCAGCCUUGCUCAGACUCGAGACAUCGCAUCCUAAUUUUCUCCUUCAAGCGACAUGGUAAACCAGCUUGGAGCCGCUAACCUUCCAAUCCCUCAAAUCCUGGAUCCCCUCAAACACAUGCUCCAAACCCUUGCCUCCUCGAUCAACCUGCUGCCUGACGGGCUUGAGCUUGCCCUGGGCGAGCAGGUCCUCGGUCAGCUUCCAAAAGACCUUGGCAAACUCGUAAUCCUCCUUGGAGGCCGGCCAGUUCUUGCCCAACUUACUCAUGUCCUCCCCAAAGGCCGUGUAGCCCAAGGUGAAGGCGGGCCCAUCCAAGACCGGGUUGACACUCUUGACCUCGUCGUCCUCGACGGGGAGCAGGUUGCGGUACACUGCGCCGGGCUCGUCCUGAUCCAGCGCCCUCGCGCAGGCCUGCGGGCUCCCGUCGCGCGCGAUGCAGUCCCA